This is a messenger RNA of Naegleria lovaniensis, 918 nucleotides long. RefSeq lists its product as uncharacterized. Lineage: Eukaryota; Heterolobosea; Eutetramitea; Acrasida; Naegleriidae. The coding region runs from base 1 to 918 and encodes 305 amino acids. The record is from RefSeq and is a predicted model, not a curated record. The transcript has a single exon.
AUGUCCCACAUUUCAUGUACUGCACCCGCCCUUCUUCAACUCCCAUCCGACGUUAUUAUCCAUCAUAUCAUUCCUUAUCUAGUCUCUACUCGAGAACCCUAUCCCCAUUAUAUUUUCAAUUUAAUGAGAGUUCAUUCUCAAACUUUGAAUCGAAUGAUUAGAAAUGACCUUACUGAAAUUACUUUGAGUGGUGGCCAUGAUCUCUAUGGACAUGGAUGUCAAGCCAUCAAAUAUCAAACCUUCAGCAAAUUUAACGUGAAACCUGAAUUGAGAUAUACUCAACAAUUACAUUUUUCAAACCCGAAAAAACCAAUGACUAGAAAAUUAGCUCAAGUACUGGAAUGCUUUCCAAAUUUAACUAGAAUUACAUUCCAUGGAUUGUAUUUUAAAGAGAAUUCAGAUGAGAAACAAUCCAAUGGUUCAUCCUCUCAAGUUCUUCUUUCUCAAAAUAUUCUCAAAUUAACAAAAUUACGUACUAUUGAAUUUAUUGAAUGUAAAGGAUCCUUUGAGAAUAUUUUUAAAGGAGUUUCUCAUCAAUUGAAAACAUUAAUAUUUGAAAAUUGUAUUGGAAGUUUAUUCAAGUUAAAAAUGUCAGAAAUGACUCAAGACAAAAUGAUGGGUGAUGAUCAAGACAAAAUGAAACAAACCAAUUCAGUAUUCAAGAAUAUUACAACAUUUAAAUAUAUUACAAAAUAUAUGGAUGGUCAACACAAAAAGUACAAGUCUAAGCUCAUCACAAAAUUACCACAACUAUUUCCAAAUUUAACUUCAUUAACAUUGAUAGAUACUUGUAUAAAAGGAUUUGCACCUGCCACACCUUGUUAUUAUGCUUUGACUAAGUUGGACAAGUUGAAAGAAUUGAAUAUUGAUUCCCGUACCAUACAAGUAAAAAGAUCAUCACGAUUGUACAAGAAUUGA